Quercus robur (English oak) is the source of this 1693-nucleotide messenger RNA. RefSeq names its product membrane-associated kinase regulator 5. The transcript has 3 exons. The record is from RefSeq and is a predicted model, not a curated record. NCBI's taxonomy places the organism in Eukaryota, Viridiplantae, Streptophyta, Magnoliopsida, Fagales, Fagaceae. Gene Ontology annotation, cellular component: plasma membrane. Bases 300 to 1436 code for a protein of 378 amino acids.
AAACUAAAACUAAAAAAAAGCUCUUUCAUUCUCUCUCUCCCUCUUAAGAAAGCAAAAGAAAAGCUUACCUCAUUCUCUCUGCUUCCCAAUGCUGCAAACACAGCCAUAAAACGAAGUGAAAAAUUAAACAAAGCUCUUUCAUUUUGAUUUCAUUCAUUACCCUUCACGUUCUUUCUCUUUCUCUCUCUCUCUGUUAACCCCACUAUAAAACCCAUCAAAACCCUAAACAAACCAGACCCAUCUCUCUAAUCUCUCUCCCUCUCUCUCUCUCUCUCUCUCUCUGUGUCUGUCUUACAACCAUGGAUGCUCUGAACUUCCUCAAGUUCUGGAGGCCCACCACCAUCAACCCCUUAACAACUAAUGGAGCUCCAAAUCCUCUAGUUAAAAAAGGGGAUGAAUUUGAAGAAGAGGAAGAAGAAGACUCUUUCUUCGACUUGGAGCUCCUUGUUUCUGAUAUAGACAUAAAUAAAAACAAAACCAACGCCGACCCAGAAACCAACACUGACAAAGAAAACAAAACCAGGCUUGAUUCCAACCAAAACAAUCUGUCGAAAAAAGCAGUCCUCAAUUUCUCAGACCCAACCCUUUCUCUGUCUCCUAAUGAUUCUAUAUCAAGAAGAAAAAUUCUCCCAAUUGAGCCCAACUCCAAGCCUCAGUCCCCCAUUUCUUUGCUAAAAUCAGCUCCAAGCUUCCAAGUCCUCAAGUUCAAGAAGCCAAGGUCAAAGUCAAAGUCAAUGGCAGCACUACUAGAAACAGAGAGAAGAGAGUCCAAAACCAUUUCCAUGGACACCCACCAAAAACAGCUGAGAAAGCAAGAAAGCAAAGCUGCCACUUUGAAAUUCAAAGUUGAAGAAGAAGACCCAAACAACUCACUACUCACCAGAGCAUAUAGUUCGAGAAAAAACGAAAGCAAACUACAAAGCCACCAAUCUUCAGAGGACUCAAAAACAGAGCGAUUCUCAAAGGAUUUGAUGCAAAAAUACUUGAACCUAAUUAAGCCAUUAUACGACAAGGUCUCAAAAAGGUACAGCGAUAAGAUUAAGCUCUCUGAUGAGUUAUCGGUUGGUUCACCGGCUUCGUCUCCGGCGACAAUGGCGGUGCCAAAGAAGGAAAAGCAGGGGAAUAUUCCGGCGGGGAUCAGAGUGGUUUGUAAGCACUUGGGUAAGAGCAAAUCUUCAUCGGCUAUUGGAGCAGUACCAGUUGUCAAUAGGAGAGAUGAUUCGUUGUUGCAACAGCAUGAUGGAAUUCAAAGCGCCAUUCUUCAUUGCAAGAGAUCCUUCAAUGGUUCCAGAGAAUCUUCUUCCUUGUCGCGUUCUAUUACUUUGCAUGAAAAAGCAAGCACUUCAUAUUCGAGAGAUUCUUCUCAAUUGUGGAGAUCUGCAAGCGAUCCUUCUGACGAGAAAUUAAUCAGGAAUUGCAUUGAGGAAGGGAUUUGAGAGAGGAAAAUGUUUUUCCAUGAAACUGAAAGCUAUAGGAGGAAUCUGAACAGGGGACUUGUUUGUUCCUCUGUUUUUGUGUUUUGUUGUAAAAAAGAAAGAAGCAAUAGCAGUGGAUAGGGUAGAAGUUUUGUUGUUUAGGUGAUAGCUAUGAUGACCAGUGGGUGCACUCACUUGGCGUUGUCUGUGACUGUAAAGAAAUGGGUCAUUAUGAACAGAUUGAAAAGAAUAGAGAUUUGGGAUCUUCUUUGUGCGUC